UAUUAGAUAAUGAUGAUAAUUAAAUAUAGUAAAUUGUCAAAAAAAACAUAUUUGGAAAAGUAAGAUAAUUUUUAUAUAUAUUGUGUUAUUAUCUAGAAAUAAUAUUGUAUAUUAUUAAAUUUCAAAAUGUAUGAGUUUAAACGUUUUAUAAUUAAAUACUAAUCAAGCAAAAUAUUUUUAUAAAGAUUUUUUAAAAUAUUACACCAAAAAAUGUUUUCUAAAAUAUUUUUAAUUUUUUUUAAGAACAUAAAUAGUAAUUUAUUAUGCUGAUUUUUUGAAUUAAUAAAAUAUAAACUAAUACCUAGUUGGAUUAAAAAUCUGUAAUUUAAAAACUGUGUUAGUCAAAAAAAAAAUCUAGUAAUAAAGUUUUCACUUAGCUAAAGAGUUAUGGAUUUAAUUGUUUUUUCGUUGACUGUUGACUAGAUAAAUACAGAAACAUACUUAUUUGCUUCAGAGUUAUUCUAACUAUUCAGUACCGUGAAAUAACAUGGCAAAGCCUUCGCCGGUGAAUAAACCAACCACAACUCUAGAUGACUACGCUCACAGUCCAUUCCAUUACGCCGUCGUUUUAGGAGACCACGCCGGCUUAAUCCGUCUCGUCUCGUCCUUGCCUAAGCUAACCGAACCAGAACAAAUCCACACCGAGUCCGACUCGAUAAGCCAAGAGCGAGCCGCCGAGAUAAUCUCCGCCGUCAUCGACCGCCGCGACGUCCCGUUCCGAGAAACGCCUCUCCACUUAGCGGUGCGCAUCGGCGACGUUCUCGCGGUGAAGACGUUAUCCUCCGCCGGCGCUGAUGCCGCGCUUCGGAACGUCGCAGGCUGGAACGCGUUGGACGAGGCGGUUCGUCGCGGGAACGCCGAGAUCACGGAGAUGAUUCUCCGGCAUCAGCGGCGUUCAGCGUGGUGCAGAUGGAGGCGGAGGCUGCCGUGUCUGAUCGCGGUUCUUGAACGCAUGAGAGACUUCUACGUGGAGGUUUCUAUCAGCUUCGAGAGCUCCGUGAUCCCCUUCUUUGGGAAGGUAGCUCCUUCCGAUACUUACAGGAUAUGGAAACAAGGCGGAGAUCUACGUGCUGAUACGUCGUUAACCGGGUUCGACCGGUUUAAAAUUCGCCGCGCGAACCGGAGAUUUCUUUUCUUAAGUGACGAUGACGUGUCUAGUAGUCCCGGUACGUUGCUUGUGUUGAACAGAGAGGAUAAAACGAUAUCGAACGCGUUUGAAAACGCGGGUGAGACGGUUAGCGAGAGAGAGAUGGAUGUUACCAAAGCAGAGCUCGUUGAGAUGAAGAACUGGCGAGGGAAGGAGAAGGUUGAGACCGUCGGAGAGUGGAAAGCGAAACGUUACGAGGCCAAGAACGUGAGUUUUAGUUUAAAAUCGCCGAAAGUUGCCGUCGCCGCCGGAGAAACAGAGAAGAACUCGCCUUCGUUAACGAGGCAGCUCAGUUGUUCCGACGUUGAGGAGAAAGAAGUUCAGCCGUCGUCGUUGCGGAGGGGGAGAAAGUCGGUUUCUUUACCGGCGGCGGAGGUUUCUGUGGCGGGUUCGGUUCCAAGGAUCAAAGGAAAGGAGACUGUGAAGAGCUUGAGUCCUUUGGUUUGGUUAACGGAUGAUUUUCCUUUGACGACGGAGGAGCUGCUUCCGGUUCUUGAUAUUUUAGCCAUUAAUGUUGAAGCCGUUCGGAGAAUGAAGGAGCUGCUCACCGUUAAGUUCCCGCCGGGAACUUUCCCGGUUAAGAUGUCGAUACCGGUGAUCCCAACGGUGAAGGUAGUCAUAACAUUUAGCAAGUUCGUGGCUCUCCCGUCGAUGGAUUUCUACACACCAGUGUCAAGCCCGAGUCACAUCUCAGCUGGAGUCGAAGACCAAUGCGACGUGGAAUCUGAUAUAAGAACCUCGACUACAAGGCGAUCAUUCUCUUGGCUGAGACUGAAGGCUACCAAGAAAAGCUCACAGCGACGGUUGAAGAAGGAGCAGGCACAAAAGGAGGACCCAUUUGCAAUACCAGCAGGGUAUAAGUGGACGAGCAACACAGACUAAUCAGGUAAUCAUAUACUAUUUGGGCUGAAUGUUUUGAUGGGACAAUGUUAUAGUCUUAUAGAUGAUUAAUACUAUGUGUUUCAUUUUGUUGUUGUUGUAAACUCGUGACGUCAACCAUGAAGAAUCUAUCGUCGAUCAAGCUAAGUCAAAGAAAGAUGAUUACGAUGUUUAUAAUGUUCUUGAUCACCUAACUCUCGUUUAGGAUAGUCUUAAGUUGUUAUCUUCUAUGAU
Messenger RNA from Brassica napus (rape), 2260 nucleotides. Its product is annotated as ankyrin repeat domain-containing protein 13C. The transcript is spliced from 3 exons. Gene Ontology annotation, molecular function: protein binding. Lineage: Eukaryota; Viridiplantae; Streptophyta; Magnoliopsida; Brassicales; Brassicaceae. Gene Ontology annotation, cellular component: cytoplasm. The record is from RefSeq and is a predicted model, not a curated record. The coding region runs from base 488 to 2029 and encodes 513 amino acids.